AGUUUAUCAAUUAUUAGUUCAAUAGUAAUUUAUUCGGUUAUUCAAUUCAAUGUACACUUUAACCAUUGGAAACGUUUAGGAAUUGCCGGACCCAUACCUAUGCCAAUCUAUGGCCACUAUUUGCAUACUAUAUUCAAUCAUCAUUAUAAACUAAUGUUAUCAUGGACAAAUAAAUAUGGAUCGGUUAUUGGGACAUACCGUUUUUCUAGACCUGAGCUAAUCAUAUCGGAUAGGUUGGCCAUUAACCAGAUAUUAAGUUAUAAUAAAUCAAAAUUCGGUAGACUUAGGGAAUGGUAUCUAAUGAAACAUUUGACUGAUUAUAAAAAAUAUUUUUUCGAUCACAACAAACAUAGUUUUCAAUUGAUUGAUAAAAUAUUUAAAGGCGAUAGACUUAGACAUUAUGAACAAUUAUCUAGCAAUGGUUGCCAACAAUAUGCUAAUGAUUUGGCCAAUCAUAUCAGGAAUUUAAAUCCAACUAAUCCCGCUAAUCCUACUAAUGCUAAUCCUAAUGCCAAUCCUAAUGCUAAUACUAAUGGUAUUCCUAAUGGUAUUCCUAAUGGUAUUCCUAAUGGCAUUCCUAAUGCUAUUCCUAAUGGUAUUCCUAAUGGUAUUCCUAAUGGUAUUCCUAAUGGUAUUCCUAAUGCUAUUCCUAAUGCUAUUCCUAAUGGUAUUCCUAAUGCUAAUCCAAUUAAUCCCAAUCCAACUAAUCCUAAUCUACUAAAACAAAAAUAUGGUCUAUCAAUGGGCAAACUAGACAUCCGAUUAGUUAUCCGGGAAUUACUAAUGAAUCUACUGAUUGAACAAUCGUUUGGCCAUAGUUUUCAUGAAUUAGGUCUAUCCCCCGAUAAAUUUAGGGAUAGUAUGCCCCGAUUCAAUAGGAAUCGCCGUAUAUUGAUGUCGACAAUGCUAGUACCCAGGCUAAUCAAACCGUUGAUGUCCAUCUAUGGUCGGCUGUUUGGCGAAACUCAACGUUAUUUUAUCGAUAGCCUACAUAAGCUGAUCCAGCAUAGACGACUGGCCAAUCAAUUGGACAAUAAUAAUAAACCGAUGGAUUUUCUACAAUAUUUUCUCGAUUAUCAGUACACUAAUAAUGGUUCAAAACCAAUGUAUUUGACUGACAAUGAAAUUGUUAGCGCAUUUUAUGUCAGCUAUUUGGCCGGUUAUGAAACAAUGACAAUGGUUUUGGUUAUGUCUAUCUACGAGUUGGCCCGUAAUCCUGAAAUACAAAACCGAUUGUUUGGCGAACUAACUGAACUGAAUAAUAGUAAUCUAACUAAUAUGCCUACCGAUACUAAUAUGGACGACACCAACAGUAUACUACAGUUGCCGUAUCUGAACGCCAUUAUUCACGAAACUAUACGUAUGAAUCCGUUUUUCAUUGGCAACCGUCGGGCCCUAGAAGAUGUCCAUUUGCCGGAUGUAGGACUGACCGUACCGAAAGGUAUGGACGUCGAACUGGCCUUCAUAGCCAUGUACUACAAUCCGGAAUAUUUUCCCGAUCCGUAUGUCUACAAUCCGGAUAGGUUUUUGUCGCCCGCAGUCGACAAACAAACCCCGAAUACGUUUAUGCCGUACGGUUACGGUAAGGCUAUAUGCGUUGGCCGACGGUAUGCUAAAGUAGUGUUGAAUCAUGUGUUGGCCAAACUUGUCCAGCGAUUCCAGUUCGAGACAAUACCCGAAACAGAAAUACCGUUUAUGUUUAAUAGAUGUCCGGAUAUUUUGUUACCGAAAUCUAUUGAACUUAAUUUUCGGAUUAGAAAUUGA
This is a messenger RNA of Oppia nitens, 1764 nucleotides long. RefSeq names its product cytochrome P450 3A24-like. Bases 100 to 1764 code for a protein of 554 amino acids. The record is from RefSeq and is a predicted model, not a curated record. Gene Ontology annotation, molecular function: oxidoreductase activity, acting on paired donors, with incorporation or reduction of molecular oxygen; heme binding; iron ion binding. The transcript has 3 exons. Lineage: Eukaryota; Metazoa; Arthropoda; Arachnida; Sarcoptiformes; Oppiidae.